AGAAAUGUCAAUGGGUUCACGUCAGUGUCAGUGACAAAAUCCAGAGGAUUGUUUUCAUCUUCAUCUGUAACAAAAAUCUUUGGUGAUUUUGGAACGAAAAUACAUCGAAAUGUACAUGUUCAGGAAAACAUAUAUUUUUUCUUAAUGAAACAAUGAACAGUAGCUCUUAUUCAUCUCAUGGUAUAAGGGAAAAUGUUGAAAUUUGGUUCGAAACAUGACAGUAACAUUAUUUAUAAAUGUACAGUUAGAUUAUUAGAAGACACUGAAAUAUUAGAGUGCGAAUAUAGGUUACAUCAUAAGGGUAAAUAUUUAUUGGACUAUGUCUGUCAACAGUUAAAUUUGGUUGAACAAGAUUAUUUUGGACUACGAUAUGUCGACAUUACUAAUCAAAGGCAUUGGUUAGAUUUGGAAAAAUCCAUAUACAAGCAAGUCAAGGACUUAGAGCCUGUAUUAUUUAGCUUUCGUGUUAAAUUUUAUCCACCAGAUCCUUUCAAACUGAAGGAGGAGAUUACACGCUAUCAAAUUUUUUUACAACUGAAACGUGAUUUACUACAUGGAAGGCUAUGUUGUCGAAAUGAAGAUGCAGCAAUGUUAGCUGCUCUUGUAGUACAAAGUGAACUUGGUGAUUAUGAUCCAGACAUUCAUGAAGGAAGCUAUAUAUCUGAUUUAAAGAUAUUAUUGAAACAAACUCCAUCCAUUGAAGAGAAAGCAAUGGAAAUACAUCAGAAAAAACUGAAAGGGGAAGAUUCUGCUCAGAUUGAAACUAAAUUUUUGAAGUUAGCCUGUCCUUUAGACUCUUACGGCAUAGAUCCUCAUCCUGUGAAGUUUCAGGAUCAUAAAAGCAAUGUAUUAUACCUUGGAAUCAACUAUAGUGGAAUAUUAACUAUUCAGGGUAGUAAAAAAACUCAUCACUUCAAAUGGUCUGAUAUUCAAAAAUUAAAUUAUGAAGGAAAAAUGUUCAUCAUACAUCUUGGAGUUAAUGAGAAGAAACACACUGUGGGUUUCAAAUGUGCAACUGGAGCAUCAUGCAGGCAUAUUUGGAGGUGUGCUGUUGAGCAAAUGUUGUUUUUCACUUUACCAACAGGAUCUGAUAGCAGAGCUGUGGUAACAGGAGGAGGUCUAUUUUCUUGGGGCACAAAGUUCAAGUAUAGUGGUAGAACAGAAAGAGAAAUAUUGGAAAGCUCCAAUUCAUUGGGCAGAGAUGAACCCUCAAUCAAGAGGACAUCCAGUUUACGUCGUAAAGCAUCUAGUGUACCUGCUACCCCAUCAACGCCUUUACAACCGCACUUAGGUUAUAGUACAUUACCAAGAUCUAGCCAAUCAGAUACAGGUGGAUCAAGGAUGGAAACUAGUAAUAGUACAGGAUUUCUCACUAACUUAGACAAUUUCCCAAUUUAUAGUGAUGUAGCCGCCUUAGAAACUGUAACUGAAGAUCAUGAAACGUUAGGAUUGCCAAAAUUACACACUUCAGUAUUAAAAGACGAUUCCCUUGAUCACUUCAGUGAUUACUACAUGAAAGACUCAUUUGAUCACUCAUCCUCUGAAUCUCAGCUUGUUGAUAGUAGUUUCAAAGACACAACAAACUUAUCGUACAGAUCAAGCCGCAGUCAAACGCCUCAACUUUCUCAUUCUCAGGUUGACGGUAGAAUAUGCUUGCCAAACUCUUCUCAUCAUGUUCAAACAAAUGUAAAGAAAAUUAAAAAAUUUUAUGUGAUAAGAAGGCUUAUACCAAUUUCCUUUGUGGUCAUGGUACUUGUUGUAAUCACAACAAUUGUGAUUUGUGAAACUGAUCUUGCAAAUUUGGGAGGCUUCAAAGACAUUCCAGAAUUGAUUUCUCUUAGAUAUCAGUUGUAUGAACCACUAAAACAAUAUUUCAAGAGUAAAAUGUCCUCUUGAAUAUGCACAUUAUUAUUUGGCUACUGUAUGUCUAUAUUAAUUUGGUUAUAGAUUCUUCAUUUUUAUCUUCAACUUCCUUGAUAAACAUUCCCUUAAAAUCAACAUGAAGUCUAGCCUAAUCAUUUUGCAUGAGGUUGAUUUUGUGCUUUUAUGAAUAUGUAAUUAAACUCUUUCAUUUUUUUUUCUGGAUCAUCAAUUAGUUGAAAAUCUGAAAUUUAUGUAAUGAAAAGUAAGAAAAAGAUAUUCUUUUUGAAAUUAGUUUCUUUCUAGAUCUUCAAAAACCGGAGAUAUUGAAUACAAUAUUCAUAAAAUAUAGAGUGUGUUUUAUCUGUUUUUACUGUAGUUUAACUGGGCUUAUUAUUGGGAAUAUUAGACUGCUUUCUUUUUUAAAGCUUUUGAAAACUGUUUUUCAAAAAAAAAUGUGCAACUUGGUAUAAAAACUUGAUCAAAAGAAAAGACGUUUAUUAUGUGAUUUCUAAGCUUAGUCACCUUGCGUACAAAUAACUGAUAGAUAUAGCAAUAAGACUUUUUUUACUUUUGAGGAAAUACAUCUUAUUCUAUUAGAUAUUUCACUCUAACUGUUAAUGAAACUUUGUUUUUUAUUUGAAAUUUUAUGUUUUAUGAUGUUCUCUUAAUGUUGAGAUGAGUAAUUGUGGCAUUAAGUGUAUGAAAUCUUAUUUAAUGCUUAAUAGAGUAAUUAACUGCACAAAAUGUCUUGGUCAUUGUUGAAAAUAUGUUGAGUGUUAAUUUGCUGUUAGAUAGUAUGAAUACUGUACUACUUAUAAUUUUUUUAUUGAUCUCAUUCAGGCAUUUUGACUAAUAAAAAAACAGCAAUAAUUUAUUAUAUCUACUGAAUUUUUUCUAUCGCUGUUAAGGGAAGUGUGUGAAAUGAUUGUUUUAUAAAAUGAAUGUAACGUGCAAUUUCUGGUGCACUUGUUCCUUAUGAAUUUUUGUCAAUUCUAUUAAAUACUUUCAAAAGUA
Harmonia axyridis is the source of this 2877-nucleotide messenger RNA. It is a transcript of the gene Frmd5, whose product is annotated as FERM domain-containing protein 5. Gene Ontology annotation, molecular function: cytoskeletal protein binding. The record is from RefSeq and is a predicted model, not a curated record. Lineage: Eukaryota; Metazoa; Arthropoda; Insecta; Coleoptera; Coccinellidae. Bases 193 to 1896 code for a protein of 567 amino acids. Gene Ontology annotation, cellular component: cytoskeleton. The transcript is spliced from 9 exons.